Molecule: messenger RNA, 924 nt
Organism: Aspergillus glaucus CBS 516.65
Lineage: Eukaryota; Fungi; Ascomycota; Eurotiomycetes; Eurotiales; Aspergillaceae
Product: putative short chain dehydrogenase/reductase
Exons: 5
Coding region: 1-924 (307 amino acids)
Molecular function (GO): oxidoreductase activity
Source: RefSeq, a predicted model, not a curated record
AUGCAAGGCUAUACACACACCGGCCCUGUUGAUUGCAACAAGCCCUUCAACGCCGAACAUCUCAAGGGUAAAACUGCAAUUGUAACCGGAGGUGCCAACGGCCUUGGAGAGGCUUAUGUUCGCGCCCUCGUUGCCGCAGGAGCAAAUGUCUGCAUCGGCGAUCCUGACGAGAAAAAUGGAAGCAUGCUAGAAGAAGAACUCCCUGGCACCAAGUUCAUUCCCUGCGAUGUCUCAAAAUGGGACGACCAACUCCGUCUCUUCCGCGAAGCGGCCUCCUUCUCUCAGACGGGAAAAAUAUCCUACGUCGUCGCCAACGCAGGAAUUCACCGCCAAGACGAAGUCUUCUUAAACACCGGCGAUGUUCAAGAACUAGAAGAGCCCAAUCUAACCACCAUCGACGUGAACAUCAGAGGGACCCUUUAUACGACGAAACUAGCCACACACUAUUUUAUCAAAUGGAAUGGACAGAAGCCAUCACCCGAACAAGAGGAUACGUGCUUGGUUUUGAUCGGUUCGGGGGCUGCCUUUUUGGAUUGCCCGCGGGCUCCUCAGUAUUGUGCUAGUAAAUGGGCUAUGAGGGGGAUUAUGCAUUCGUUGAGGAGGACGGCUUUUUACUAUGGUAGUCGGGUGAACGUUAUUUCUCCGUGGUAUGUCAAAACAAACAUCCUGUCCGACGAAGCUUUUGAGCAUGUUUCCAGUGUCGGAAUACAAUUUGCCGAAGCGGAAGACGCAGGUCAAUGUCUACUGAGGAUUCUCGGCGAUACAAGCAUCAAUGGGCACUCGAUCUUCGUCUCUGGAAGGAAAUGGGCUACCAAAGGAUAUAUGGAUCUGGAUCUGGAUGAUUAUUCGGGCAAUUCACUUGUAAAUGAGAUCCAGGAAGACCAGGUGAAAUCGGCACCUGUUCCUCUGGGGUUGUUUGUGUGA